Molecule: messenger RNA, 816 nt
Organism: Cimex lectularius (bed bug)
Lineage: Eukaryota; Metazoa; Arthropoda; Insecta; Hemiptera; Cimicidae
Product: programmed cell death protein 6-like
Exons: 4
Coding region: 92-628 (178 amino acids)
Molecular function (GO): calcium ion binding
Source: RefSeq, a predicted model, not a curated record
UACAGCGGUUAUCCACUCUAUUUAUCCUUCGGUUUGCACAAGUUUUAUUGUUCUUACUUUUAUACCCUUUUAUUGCAUGUUUUGACGUAAAAUGUCUCAUUUCGCCUCUCCGAUGCCAAGCCAGGAGUUCCUCUGGAACGUGUUUCAAAGGGUUGACAAAGAUAGAAGUGGUUACAUAUCUUCCGACGAGUUACAGCAAGCUCUCAGCAAUGGUACUUGGACCCCAUUCAACCCAGAAACUAUCAGGCUAAUGAUAGGGAUGUUCGACAAGCAAAACAAAGGUCAGGUCAACUUCACCGACUUCGGAGCUUUGUGGAAGUACGUGACCGAUUGGCAGGCAUGCUUCCGCUCGUUCGACAGGGACGGUUCGGGCAACAUAAACCGCGAUGAGCUCAUGUCUGCCCUCACUACCUUCGGAUACCGCCUCUCGCCGCAAAUUGUCAACCUGAUGGUGACCAAGUUCGAUAGGCAUGGACACGGAACAAUACUUUUCGACGAUUUUAUUCAAUGCUGCAUUGUCCUUCAUACUUUAACAAGUGCUUUUAGAGCAUUCGACACUGACCAGGAUGGCGUGAUUACAAUUCAUUACGAGCAAUUCCUUUCUAUGGUCCUCGGCUUAAGAAUGUAAAUCCAAACCAGUUUAACCUCAUUGUAUUAUCAUAUUCAUCAUCACUGAAUGUAAUUUUAAUAUAAAAACGAUAUUCAUAUUGUUCACAGAUUUUUUAUUGUUAAUAUGCUAAUAGAAAAAGAUUAAAUUUAAAGACUAUAAAAAAAAAUUUAACAGCAUGAUAGAUAAUUCUAGGAUUUACAGUAACA